AAGUCAAAUCUUCUCAGUCGAUUCACCCGAAACGAAUUUAACUUGGAGUCCAAGUCUACCAUCGGUGUCGAGUUUGCCACUCGAUCAAUUCAGACCGAAGGCAAGACCAUCAAAGCGCAAAUUUGGGAUACCGCUGGUCAGGAACGCUAUCGCGCUAUCACAUCAGCCUACUACCGCGGAGCGGUAGGCGCCCUUUUGGUCUACGACAUCUCCAAGAAGGGAACCUUUGAGAAUGUUGAGCGCUGGCUCAAGGAGCUCAAGGACCAUGCGGAUUCCAACAUCGUCAUCAUGCUCGUCGGAAACAAGUGUGACUUGAAGCAUCUUAGAGCUGUCACUACAGAAGAGGGCUCGGGCUUCUCAGAGGAGAAUGGCCUCAGUUUCAUUGAAACUUCGGCACUGGCUUCCACUAAUGUCGAGGACGCCUUCCGUACCAUUCUGUCGGAAAUUUACAAGCUUGGCUCAAAGAAGGCCCUCGACAAGGGCACCGGCGGUAACUUUGCGCCGAAGGGCACGCAGACCAUUGUCAUCAAUCCACCUGCAGAAGACCCCAAGGUGCAAAAGAGCAAGUGCUGUUGAGACUGCAUUGGCAACGUGUGUGCAUUUCUUUUCCCCGUUGUUCACGUUUUUUCGGUCGGUGAUUGCAUUCGACCGUCGAGGCAGCUUAAUGCUUGUGUACGUUCACUUCCAACGCCUUAAGGGUCUUCUGUAUCUCGCGGUAUCGCCCCGUCGCUCGCCUGCGCUUUUUUAAAUAGACCCUGUUUACCGAACCUGAGGGCUUUCAGGUGUAAUAAAUACAGACUAUCUCUCCUAA
Chondrus crispus (carragheen) is the source of this 811-nucleotide messenger RNA. RefSeq names its product Small GTPase. Gene Ontology annotation, cellular component: endosome. The transcript has 2 exons. The annotation marks the transcript as partial. NCBI's taxonomy places the organism in Eukaryota, Rhodophyta, Florideophyceae, Gigartinales, Gigartinaceae. Gene Ontology annotation, molecular function: GTPase activity; GTP binding. The record is from RefSeq and is a predicted model, not a curated record.